AUGGCUAAUGCAACGACUUGGGAUGAUUUUAAGGAGUUGAUGCGGGAAGAGUACUAUCCUCGUGAUGAGGUUCGGAAGCUAGAGAACGAGUACUACGAUUUGAAGAUGGAAGGAUUCGAGAUCGAGGUUUACACGAAACGAUCUCAUGAACUAGCAAUUUUGUGCCCUAACCUGUCUCGACCUCCACAUCGACGAAUUGAGUUGUAUCUCAAGGGCUUAGCACCAGCUGUAAAGGGGUAUGUCACUGCUGCAAACCUUAACAAUCUACCUCAGAUCAUCCGUUUAGCACCCAAGAUCACUGACCAAGAGUGCGGCAGUGAAGGGAACUUCAAGAAGGAUUGCCCACAAUUGAACCAAAAUGCCAACAACAACAAUGGGGGUAACCGCCAGAACAACAACAAUGCUAGGAAUAAUAACAAUGGGAAUAACGGUGGGAAUGGCGCUCGCGGUAGGGCGUUCACUAUUGGGGCAGGCGAUGCAAGGAACGAUGGCAAUGUCGUGACCGAUACGUUCUCUGUUAAUGGUAUUAUUGCUUCUGUAGCAGACAUACUUUACAAGGAGAAGAUCGUGUGUGUACCACUCCUUGGCGGGGAAUCGUUAUCUGUUCAGGGUCAUCGAAGCGGUGCAACCGUCAACAUCAUUUCAUCCAUGAAAGCCCAGAAAUGUUUGCGAAAGGGCUACCCUGGUAUUCUAGCACUUGUUACUGACACCUUUUCUAAAGAGAAGAAAAUCGAAGAUCUACCAGUCGUUCGAGAGUUUCCUGAUGUUUUUCCCGAGGAACUUCCAGGCUUACCUCCGCAUCGUCAAGUGGAAUUCCAAAUUGAUCUUACACCAGGAGCAGCUCCGAUUGCUCGCGCACCAUAUCGUCUUGCACCUGGGGAGUUGCAAGAGUUGUCAAACCAACUUCAAGAACUGUUGGAUAGGGGUAGGGUUGUGCAAUGGUUCAGAACCGGACCGAACCGAACCAAACCGGAACCGAAUCGAAACCGUUAA
Helianthus annuus (common sunflower) is the source of this 993-nucleotide messenger RNA. RefSeq names its product transcription factor mef2A-like. The record is from RefSeq and is a predicted model, not a curated record. Lineage: Eukaryota; Viridiplantae; Streptophyta; Magnoliopsida; Asterales; Asteraceae. The coding region runs from base 1 to 993 and encodes 330 amino acids. The transcript has 3 exons.